AUGCAAGCCGAAGACCGGCCCUUGAAUGACGUCCAAGACUUUGACGUAUGCUGCCCAGAAAAGGGUAACAAGCAGCACAAAAAUACCAAUGAGCGCGCGCCCUUAGAGAGAGGUCUCCAAUGGGGCUCCGAUCCGAACUUCUGCUAUCAUGGAUUCUCCUGCCCCAUCGGGAGCUGGACCGAAGAGCGGCUAGUUCGGAAUGCGAUGCGCAACAUGGUCUAUAUGGCCGCCAGCAUGAAAACGGAACUUAACCUGGACUUGAAUAUCCCAAAUUACCUUGAUGAGCGCCACAAUGAGCCUGCAACACCGGACGUAGGCUACUUAAACGGUCUCGACAUUCCUCCUACACAACGGCCACACGACCUGCGCAGUCCUACGCCACCGUCCACAUCCUCCCCAUCGAGCACAUCCAGCCCCGAUGAACAAGAGAAAGAUACACAGCCUCCCAGCAAAAAACGAAAAUGCGUGCAGAAGGCUGGUCAGAAGCUAUGCCAUUGUCGAUCAGAGAAGAAAAGGAGAGAGGUAGUUAGUCAAAGAUAUCGAGAUCUGUCACAGAUAGUACCGGGGCUCAAAAAUCAUAAUUUUACUAGGAAGUACGUGCUAGAUGCGGCGGCGAAGUAUGUGGAACUUCUGCUGGAAGGGAAUUAUGCCUUGCGACGGCAGCUGGGGGAGAUGAACGAUAAAGAGGACAGGGAUAUACAGCAGCUUUUUAUCGGAUGUGGUCCAGGGUUUUGA
Molecule: messenger RNA, 735 nt
Organism: Penicillium canariense
Lineage: Eukaryota; Fungi; Ascomycota; Eurotiomycetes; Eurotiales; Aspergillaceae
Exons: 1
Coding region: 1-735 (244 amino acids)
Molecular function (GO): protein dimerization activity
Source: RefSeq, a predicted model, not a curated record